GCAUACAUUUCUCAACAGUGCCCUGACAUAUAUAAAUGACAGCCCAAUGCAAAGACCUUGCUCUACUUCUUCAGAGAGUCACCUCUAAAUGCAACGUUCUUCCCAGAUGAACACAAUGCCUCAGUUCUACCUGGGUUUACUUCUUGUUGGGCUCUUUGCUUUUGCCCACUCUCACCACGUGCCUGACCACCAUGAGGACCACCACCUCCAUCAUCCUGCUGAAGAUCACAGUGAUCUCCCUUCUUCAAAGAUAGCCUCAGGCAAUACUGAGUUUGCCUUGAAAUUCUUCCACCAGCUUGUUUCAGAGGGUGCUGAUACGAAUGUUUUCUUCUCACCUCUGAGUAUUUCCACUGCCUUUGCCUUGUUGUCACUGGGAGCUAAAUGCACCACACUGAGUCAGCUAUUGUCAGGACUUAGCUUUAACCAGACUGAGAUCAGUGAGCAGGAAAUACAUAAAGGAUUCCAUCAUCUCCUCCGUUUGUUAAAUCGCCCCAAUGCUGAAAUCCAGUUGAGCAUUGGGAAUGCCAUAUUCACAGAUGACCAAGUGAAACCCCUGAAGAAGUUCUUGGAUGAUGCCCAACAUUUUUACGAGACAGAGAUUUUUCCUACUAACUUCAAGAAUUCGACAGAAGCUGAGGGCCAGAUCAAUAGCUAUAUAGAAAAGAAAACUCGUGGAAAAUUGGUUGAUGUUGUCAAGGGUCUUGACCCAGGGGCUGUAAUGGUUCUUGUAAAUUAUAUUUUCUUGAAAGCCUAUUGGGAAAAUCCUUUCGAUUAUCAAAGCACUAGAGAAGAUGACUUCUUCGUGGAUGAGCAAACAACGGUGAAAGUCCCUAUGAUGAACAAAAACAGCAUCUUUGAGACUUACUAUGAUCAGGAUCUGUCCUGUCAGGUGGUGAAGCUGCCCUACAAAGGCAAUGCUUCAGCUUUAUUCAUUCUGCCUGAUCAAGGAAAACUGAAGCAGGUGGAAGAUGCUCUGGGGCAAGACGUUUUGUUAAAAUGGUCGAAAUCACUGAAACAAAGAAGAAUACAUCUGUACCUUCCAAAGUUUUCAAUCUCUGGCAGCUAUGUUCUCAAAGGGAUAUUAACAAGAAUGGGUAUUACUGGUAUAUUCACAGACCAAGCAGACCUUUCUGGAAUUACUGGGAAUCCGGAGCUGAAGGUUUCCAAGGCUAUUCACAAAGCUUAUUUAAAUGUCCAUGAGAAUGGCACUGAAGCUGCAGCCACCACUGUCAUUGAAAUCGUCCCCAUGUCCCUUCCCCCUGUAAUUAAGCUCCGUCAUCCUUUCUUGGUGUAUAUCUUCAUUGACAAUAUAAUAGCUUUCAUGGGAAGAGUUAAAAAUCCUACAGAGACAUGAUGGCAUAACUAGUGUUGCAGCACAGACAACAAAGUAUUUCCAAUAUACAGCGUGUGUGAAAAGAUCCAGUCACUGUCAUGUAUUCCCAAAAGAAUUAAACACUGAUGGAGUCUCUAUGUCUGUGAAA
Molecule: messenger RNA, 1481 nt
Organism: Rhineura floridana
Lineage: Eukaryota; Metazoa; Chordata; Lepidosauria; Squamata; Rhineuridae
Product: alpha-1-antitrypsin-like
Exons: 5
Coding region: 89-1354 (421 amino acids)
Biological process (GO): negative regulation of endopeptidase activity
Molecular function (GO): serine-type endopeptidase inhibitor activity
Source: RefSeq, a predicted model, not a curated record